AAUAUACAUAUAUGAUGAAUAUAUACUGAUGAACAUGCACUAAAUUGGUUGCAUAAUCAUCAACCGACCAUGGCUCGAGGAGGGAAAUCACUAGCAUUGAUGAAAUCAAAGAGGUAUACUGAAGAAGAUUCAAGGCCAACGCCGCAAUGGGUAAUAGACAUCAAACAAGAAGAAACAGAUCAACUAGAUUUCGGAAAAUCAUGGACAAUUUACAGAGUUCCUACGAACCUCCUUGAAGUUCAGAAAAGCGCAUUCAUUCCGAAAAUCAUAUCGAUCGGUCCUUUUCAUUACGGUGACAAGAGUUAUAAGGUUAUGGAAGAACACAAAAAGAGAUUCUUGUUUCGUCUAUUGGGAUAUGAUAAUAAGAGUAAUUUAGGUGAUUAUAAUUAUGUUGACAUAGAGAACAUUGAGAGACUUAUGUAUGGAUUGGAGAGAAAAACAAGAGAAUGUUAUUCUGAGAAUUUUCCUGGUCUUUCUAUCGAUGCUUUUGUCCAGAUGAUGGUUAUGGAUGCUUGUUUCGUUAUCGAACUCCUUCGUCUCUACCACAACUUUGACUCAUCAAACGACGUCGAGCAGGAGGAAGGAGUUGUAGCUGAUCCGAUCUUUACGACCCGAUGGAUGCUUCGAGCCCUUCAACGUGAUUUAAUGAUGAUACAAAACCAGCUCCCAUUCUUUGUACUUCAAGAAUUAUACCGUUUGAUUAUCUCAAAUCCCAAGAAAGGUACGCUUGAAGAUAACAUUUCGCUAAUCGAUCUUACUUUAAAGUUUUUCGAUCCACUUCUUCCAAAAGACGAAAAUGAAAGUGUAGACUUAGACCCAGACCCAGAGGAGUAUCGGCAUCUCCUUCACUUAUUCAGAAACAGCUUCAUAUCAUCAAUUAAACGCAAAAAACCACCACAACCACGAACAGGUAGUACCGCGAAAAAACAUAUGAUUCAUCCUCAAUUAAGAACUCAAAGCACUCGUCAUAAGCAAGAAAGUCAUUUCAUACAGUGUGCUACAGAACUGAAAGAAGCAGGGAUUUCACUGCUGGAGAAAUCAGAGAAGAGUAAUAUAGAUAUAUUCGAUGUUGAAUAUGAAGAUGGAGUUUUGAAGAUCCCUACGCUAUUUAUCGAUGAUAACACUGUGCCUCUCUUUCUGAAUUUCAUAGCUUAUGAGCAGUGUGACAAAGAUGCAACUCCUUACUUUACCAACCACUUUGUGUUCUUUGAUAGAUUGGUGAAUUCGAUCAAAGAUGUUGAAGUUCUACACCGAGCGGGAAUCAUACGUCACGUUUUCGGGAGUGAAAAACGGGUAGCGUAUAUGAUUAGCAGGUUAUGCAGAGAGAUCGUUUAUAAUGUGGAUAAUUGUCAUUUAUCUGAACAAAUGAAGGGGAUAAAUGAAUGCUACAAGGCGUAUUACGCUAAUAAAUGGUAUGUUUGGUGGACAAGCUUGGUUCGUGAUUACUUCAGUAGUCCCUGGACAGUUCUAUCUCUGUUUGCCGCUUUUAUUUUAUUGGCCUUUACUGCUGGACAAACUAUUUAUGCUAUGUACGGUUAUUACAAACCAAGAAAGUAAUUCAUGCAUUGCACUUUUAAGUAAGUAUGA
Messenger RNA from Papaver somniferum (opium poppy), 1587 nucleotides. Its product is annotated as UPF0481 protein At3g47200-like. The transcript has 2 exons. The record is from RefSeq and is a predicted model, not a curated record. NCBI's taxonomy places the organism in Eukaryota, Viridiplantae, Streptophyta, Magnoliopsida, Ranunculales, Papaveraceae. The coding region runs from base 70 to 1557 and encodes 495 amino acids.